CCAACGCGACAGCUGCAGUCAACCUCGACGUUUGCUUACAACCACCUAUCUCGCGACACUCGAUUGACUACUUCUUUUUUCUUGUGCCCUCAUUUGAUGGAAUAGGAUCCAGCAGAGGCAGGUUCCUUGCGCUGUAGCCUUAUCCAACCUCGCGAGAGUGCAACAAAGCUUCACCAUGGCCAACCCCGCGGCAGACCCCAAGGCUGCGCCGCUUGCCGACGACCUGAAGGAACUUGCGCUCUCUCUUUCCACGACUGUUUUCCCUAAAGCCUUCUUUUGCGCUCUUUGCAGUCAGCUUGCUAUUGACUCAUUCAAACUUUUGUGCUGUAACAAAGCCAUAUGUACACAAUGCCAGGACAAGCUCGAGUUUCCUACAACGUGCCCAUCAUGCGACCACUCACCUCUCGAGGCUGACUCGUGCACGCCGAAUAAAUCCCUGCGUAACACGAUGCGCAUCUGGCUGCAAAAGCAAAAGAAGAAGGAGGAUGCCAAGGCUAUUCGGGCAGCGACUCCACCAGUAGAGACAGCCCCGGUCAUCCCUGAGGCACAGCCUGCUGGUGAGGCUGCAGACAAACCAGUCGAGAGUGUGGAGGAAACGCCAAAAUUGGAGCAGGUCCAGGCUGAUGAAGCUACUGCCGCCGCGAAUGAUGCUGAAGAAGUAGUUCAGCGCGCAGGCUCAGCUGAUGUGCAGCCGAACGAGAAUUCCACUUCUGUUAAGGGUGAAGACCUGGAGCGGCACGGCAGUGUUGCAUCGCAAAAUGCGACCAAGACUGCGGAACCGUCAACAGAUGAUCCAACGAACGAACAGAACACCCCGAACGAACAAGGCAUGAUGGGCAACAACAACCCCAUGAUGAACAUGAACGGUAUGCAGGGCCAGACGGGCUUCGGUUUCCCGAACCAAGGCAAUUUCAACGGCAUGGGUUGGAACGGCAUGAAUCAGAUGAAUGGCAUGACCAAUAUGAUGGGCAAUGGUGGCUAUGGAAUGAAUCCCAUGGACUUCAACAUGAACGGCAUGUCCAAUGGCAUGUACGGCAAUUAUGGUGGAAACAUGGGCAUGGGGAUGAACGACAUGUCCGCCAUGAACAUGAUGAACUAUGGUGGCGGCUAUGGCAACGGAUGGAAUGGCAUGGGCGGUGGCUAUGGAAACUCCAACGGUUUCAACCAGAUGGGUGGAUAUAAUCAAUCUGGAGCAUAUCCCGAGAUGAUGAACCAGUUCCCCAAGAAUAAUUUCCCAAACCAGAACCAGAACCAGAAUCGUUUCCAUGCCAAUCAAGGAGGAGCAUUUCCUCAGCGAAACAGGAAUGGCAGUCGUGGAGACUUUGGACCUGGGGCGAACGGUCGUCCUGGAAGUCGAAGCGGCCCUGCGCACAACGUACGUCGAUUUCAUAAUCUUCCGCCAAGACCUGCUCUUUUGGUCGGCGAACUUCCGACUUCCCCAAAUUCAGCAACUGACAAGUUUGUUUUUCAACAGCGUGACGGCCAGUCACCUGACGGAUCCGCUAAAGCUGCGCCUGAGACUAAGGUCGAAGACGAGCAGACAAAGGCGCCCGCAGAGUCUACUGAGGAAGGUAAAGAGAGCAACGAUGCUGCGCUGGAUUCUAUCAACCCUUCUGGUGAUGGUAGUAGAGAUGCCGAUGGCGCGACUAAUCAUGCAGGAAACGAGUCGAACGAGACGACCAACCCUGAUGGGCUGAACAAGAUCCAGACUGUUGAUUCCAUUGAAGGAGAUAUGCAGAGCUUCGAUCCCUCGAUGAUGGGUGACGGAAUGCAGCCUAACAUGCCGUACGGUCAAGGCAUGAUGAAUCAAUUCCCUGUUCAAGCGCCAUUCAACCCUAAUAUGAACAUGGGAAUGGACGCGGAGUACCAUCAUCACAACAAUAAUUACGGUCCUCGCGGCGGGUUCAACGCUGCUUAUGGCGCUGCUACUGUUUUGAUAGGCCAACCUACCGGCGUGGGCGUUGAGGGUGCUCCUACAGGCCCACGAGCGAUGCGGGAAGGUCGGCCAAACACUGGGUUUUCGAGUCGAGUGAACAGUGCGCGCUUCAUUGCACCACUAAAGAGCGUGACGCCUGCGCGAGAAGGCGUUCCUGCUAGCCCAGUCCGAAGAGUUCGAUCACGAUCCCCUGAACGAGACGAGGCCUUACGAACUAAAGAGAGGUCACCGUCACGCGCGCGAUCUGAGGCCAAGUCACGAGCUGGAGAUGGACAGAGAGAUGAGCGUCGAGAGCGAUCACGUUCAGCAGACCGUGAGUCGCGACGCGAUGACCGAGGACGAUCGCCCACACCCAAGGCAGAGGAAGACUACGAGCGCCGCAAGGAUCGACGCACCCACCGCUCAUCACGUCGUGACGAUCGUGAUGAGGACUACGAUGACCGACACCGUGAUGAUAGAGACAGUCGAGGAGACAGAACGCGCAGCGCAUCAGCAGAUUCCAAGUACCGUAGUAGCCGCCGCGACAAGGAGAAGCACCGCUCAUCCCGCUCCCACCGCGAUCGCAGCCGCGAGCACCGACGCCGCCACCGCUCACGCUCUCCAGAGGACAAGCGUGACGACGAUGAUGCGUACGCAAAUGGUGAUAAAGAGUCAGAAGGCAGCUCUCGGCGCAAGCACAGGAGUGACAAGGAUCGCAGCGACAAAGACAGAAGUGACAAGGAACGACAUCGCGAACGCUCGCGUGACAGGGAGCGGGACCGCGACCGCCGAGACCGCAAAGAAAAAGAACGCGACCGCGACUACGAGUACGAGAAAGACCGAUCUCGCGAUAAAGACAAGGAGCGCAAGCGUCGCCGUGACCGCGACGCCGAACCUGAAGUCUCCGACCACGACCAAGACCGCUCCUCGCGCCGCAGCCGCAAAGACCGGGAGCACAGACACGACGAGCGCGCCCCCAAGCAACUAGACAAAGAAGAAGACGUCGUGGGCCAAAUGAUGAAGAAACGAGCCGUAUCCCCACCACUCAACGCGCCAAAAGGUCCCUCCGCAAACGGAUUCAGCAUCAAAGGCCGCUCAAAAGCAACAGUCAUGCCACCACCCCAACCACCAACCGGACCGAGAGCUCUACAACCCCCCAAAGGCCCGCGAAGCGACAAAGAGCGACGAAGAGAAAGCGUCGGCUCAGCAGCUAGCGGAAACGCAACACCAACAGUACAAGACCACUACGCAGCCGAGCGCGAGAAAAACGCCCGCGAGCGCAAUAAUAAAGAACGCGGUGGUGAGCGCGGUGAGCGCGAGCAGAGCAAGCCGCGCACACAUGCUUCUCGCCCUUCGCUGUCGUCUAAACGCCCCAUUGAGGAUGUUGGCGAUGAGCGUGGGGAGCUGCGGAAUGAGGCGCUUGCUUCGACUUCGACGUCCUCGCGCAAGGAUACGAAGACGCCGACUGCGCCUGCGGGGCAUCGUGAUAAAAGGCGUAAGAGUGGCGCGGGGGGUGAGGAGACGAAUUCCAUUGCGAAUUUGUUUACGGCGGGGUUGAGGAAGAAUGCUAAGGCGAGGCGGGGUGGGGUGAGGACGGAGGGUGAUGUUGAGCGGGAGAUGGAGAGGUUGGAGAGGGAGAGGCGGUAG
Molecule: messenger RNA, 3562 nt
Organism: Dothidotthia symphoricarpi CBS 119687
Lineage: Eukaryota; Fungi; Ascomycota; Dothideomycetes; Pleosporales; Dothidotthiaceae
Exons: 6
Coding region: 176-3562 (1128 amino acids)
Source: RefSeq, a predicted model, not a curated record